Molecule: messenger RNA, 564 nt
Organism: Sphenostylis stenocarpa
Lineage: Eukaryota; Viridiplantae; Streptophyta; Magnoliopsida; Fabales; Fabaceae
Source: the annotation of a GenBank genome assembly
AUGCUCAAGAUCACCAAGCGAUUUCGUUUCUCCGAUUUUGAUAAGUAUAGAAAGGGGAAUGGAAAGAAGUUCUCCAAGGCGUUCAAGGACAUGGUGGCUUCUUGUCUAGACCAAGAUCCUUCCAAAAGACCCACAGCUGAUAAGUUGCUGAAACACCCCUUCUUUAAAAACUGUAAGGGAACUGAUUUUCUGGUGAGGAACGUUCUCCAAGGGUUGCCCAGUGUGGAGAAAAGGUAUAAGGAUAACAAGGUUAAUGAGCAUGCAGAUGAGGGGGAGCAUGAUGAUGAUGAUGAUGAAGAAGACCCUGCCAUGCUGGUGAAGGAGAGAUGGAUCAGCGGGUGGAACUUCAACCAAGACGGGUUGGAGCUUGAUCCUGUGUUCCCAAACGAUGAUGCGGUGGCAAAAGAGGUUGCGUUUGGAAGGGAAGCGGGUACCCAACAAAUGGGGGAGCAUGUUUAUGUUGGUGGUGGUGCAGCAGCAGCAAGCAUAGCGGGUGGUGGUGGCGUGAAGAAGGAAAAGAUGUUGGCGAUCAUGGUGAAGAGCACAAGGAGAUUUCUAGGCUGA